Messenger RNA from Naegleria fowleri, 630 nucleotides. RefSeq lists its product as uncharacterized. The transcript is spliced from 2 exons. NCBI's taxonomy places the organism in Eukaryota, Heterolobosea, Eutetramitea, Acrasida, Naegleriidae. Bases 1 to 630 code for a protein of 209 amino acids. The record is from RefSeq and is a predicted model, not a curated record.
AUGGUAAAGCAGAAACGCAACAAGUGGUGUGAACCUUGUAGGCUUUUGAAUAUAUCCUCAUCAAUAGAAAAGAUCAACACACAAAGUUCCGAGUCAACAGAACCAAAUUCACAAAAGGAAUUCAAUUGCAACCAUUCUCAUAAUGCUGAAAAAGACCAUCCUCGUGAUGGUGAUUCAUUGGAAAGCGAUGCGCAACGUUCCGUGAAGAAAAAGAAGUCAACACAUAAUAUGAAUCAAGAUCAACCUACCCGAUCAACGUUUGCAAAGCUCUGCGAAGGAUUUCCCAACAAAUAUGAUGAUUUCAUUAACACUGAUAACAAAAUAUACGACAAAUCAGGAAAAAUAGUCAUAGGACACAUUUGCAAUGAAGUUAUUUUCUCCACUGAGUGUAGUAAAGAUUUGGAUUCAAAGAAAGUGCGAUGCCAAAAUUGUGAGAGGCUGCAAGGAAGGUUACAUAAAUGGCAAUCACGAUUUCAUGUGGAAGAAAAUAUAGAUAUUUCUCGCUACAAUCAAUACCCAAAAAUUAUCCAGAAAAGAUUAGAAUUAUGCCAGAAACAUAUGACAAAAAUUCCAUCCAACCAAAUCGAGUUGUUAGAAUCACUAUUGAAAAUGCUUGAAAAUUAUGAAUAG